UCAAAGCCUUUGAGGGACAAAGAUCGUUUUGCCAACAAAAGUAGCGAUCGGUUUGAAGCUGACCUUACAAGAAGCUAUCCCGUUGUGUAAACCUUACAGGCUGGACCGCGGUCAAGCAGACUUUGAAACGCAAUUCUUUGUUAUUUGCUGAACACGAGCGGCGCUGAAUACACCGACACAUAUUCCCAGGCCACCCUUAAGGAAUUAGAUCACGUGACGCACGGGGCGGUCGAACUACAAGCCAUUUUGGGGACGGUGUCAGUUUCCACUGAACCAUCAGCGCAGCGUUUUUCGAAGAGAAGACUGAAGGCGCUAGCCUAGAGAAAACGCGCAUCAAGCUCGGCCGUUUUACCGGCGGGAGGUCUACGUUCAAGAGCGCUCACAAAUCUGCAACCGAGCACAGCGCACACAUCGACAACCGGACCCUUUCUAUUUUUUUAUUAUUGAAAUGCGCCCCGUUCCGCCGUUCUCUUAUUGCAAUUGACAGCGUCUGCAGCCCUUUUCAAGAUGGCCGCUUGGCUCGUAUUCAUUUUCUACUGAUCGACUCCUAACUUUCAUUGUCUAACCACCUCCGGGCUCCGCUAUUCGCUCCAGCUCAGCAAGGGUCUUUUCCAUCCCAUGACGAUGCAUCGUACAACUAGGAUCAAGAUUACGGAGCUCAAUCCCCAUUUGAUGUGCGUCUUGUGCGGUGGAUAUUUCAUAGAUGCAACAACAAUCAUAGAAUGCUUGCACUCAUUUUGUAAAAUGUGCAUCGUCCGCUACCUGGAAACCAGUAAAUACUGCCCCAUAUGUGAUGUACAGGUCCACAAAACGAAGCCACUCCUCAAUAUUCGGUCUGAUAAAACUCUACAGGACAUUGUCUACAAACUCGUCCCUGGUCUUUUCAAAAAUGAAAUGAAGCGUAGGAGAGAUUUUUAUGCUGAACACCCAUCUGUUGAUGCUGCAAAUGGAUCAAAUGAGGAUCGAGGGGAAGUCGCUGAUGAAGACAAGCGAAUCAUCACAGAUGAUGAAAUUAUCAGUCUGUCAAUUGAGUUUUUUGAUCAAAGGGCCCAGCAGCAAGGCAGCACAGAUGAAAGGCAAAAAGAAGAGGUUAAUAAUAAAAGAUACUUACAGUGCCCUGCUGCAAUGACUGUGAUGCAUUUGAGGAAAUUUCUGAGAAGCAAAAUGGAUAUACCUCCUACUUUUCAGAUUGAAGUCAUGUAUGAGGACGAGCCUUUGAAAGAUUACUACACGUUAAUGGACAUUGCCUACAUCUACACUUGGAGAAGAAACGGACCGCUGCCUCUGAAAUACCGCGUGCGGCCCAGCUGUAAAAAAAUGAAGAUAACCCAUCCACAAGAUGGCGUGAACAAUACAACCCGCUCUGAAAGCGACUCGGCCAGCGACAAGGCCAGCAGUCCCGCCGGAGUUCCAUCCACUUCUUCGCCACUACCGAGUCCAAGCACACUGGUUCAGCCUUCACAACCUCAUUUCACCCACAUUUCCAAUCCUGUUAACGGCACGACGGUGACGAGCCCGAACCGACAGUUCACCUUUGGCAACAAAGUGCGAAAGACGGCGCUGAACGGAUCUUCCACGUCGUCGGGAUGAUGAGGCGGACUACGCGACGAAGCCAACGCCAGAUAUAAUCCAGCUAUUUCCAUGCCAACGUAGUGUCAUUUAGGUCCGUUUCUUUUUGUCAUUAUUCUCGAUACAUUAUACACGUAACUUUUACCGUAGUGGAAAUGACGCGCUUCAAUCGACGCGCUGCUGGAGCUUCUAAGAUCGCGCGAGAACGCCAGAGGCCCGUUUGAUUGCAAAGAGGGGCGCCUAGCGACGGUUGUGGCAUUUUCAAAAUGCAGAAAUGACUGAAUUAUACCUACCUUUUAUAUAUUUUUACUUUCGGUCUACAGUUUCCCUAAACAAAUUGCGUUAUCUGUUGCUUGUAUUUUACAUGUGUAUUAUAAUGUUCUUUAAAAGCAUGAUAAAAAGCAUUUACUUUUGACUUUAGUUUGCCUCUGGGGUAGUUACUAAACAUUCCCGGUAUAUUCUGGCCUUUAACAAUGUAUCAAAGAAAGGCGCAUUUUAUAUAUAUAUAUAUAUAUAUAUAUAUAUAUAUAUAUAUAUAUAUAUAUAUAUAUAUAUAUAUAUAUAUAUAUAUAUAUAUAUAUAUAUAUAUAUAUUGAAUUGGUUCAAAAUCAAAGGACAAAAUACUACAUUAGGACUGUGAGUUAAAAGGGAUAAAUAAAUGCAACGUUAAGUUGUAGUCGGCGUAAUCAUUUUUCUGAUUCAAAGUCUUUGCAAAUUGAAGUUGAAUCUUUGCAGUUAUUGUACGAUUUGCUCCACUGCGCCGGUCCGGGUCCAUCAGUUUGGUCUCGAGGUCAUGCUCCAGUCCUCUAUAGCAUGCACACAGCCUAUAUCUUUCAGACUGUUUCAAGCGGACACACGAAUUUGUCAGAAGACAAACAGCCACUGUUAUACCCCAAACUUCUUAUUCUGGACAACAUUUUGAUGUCUUCAGUGUUCAUUGUCUUAUUGGUCGAUUGUAGACUAUUGACAGCUAUUGUAUUGUGACUGUUGCACAGUAUAAAACAUAUAAAUAAAACAUUUUACACUUUCA
This is a messenger RNA of Puntigrus tetrazona (Sumatra barb), 2599 nucleotides long. RefSeq names its product bmi1 polycomb ring finger oncogene 1a (gene bmi1a). Bases 619 to 1590 code for a protein of 323 amino acids. Lineage: Eukaryota; Metazoa; Chordata; Actinopteri; Cypriniformes; Cyprinidae. Gene Ontology annotation, cellular component: PRC1 complex. The transcript has 10 exons. The record is from RefSeq and is a predicted model, not a curated record. Gene Ontology annotation, molecular function: promoter-specific chromatin binding. Gene Ontology annotation, biological process: negative regulation of transcription by RNA polymerase II.